Messenger RNA from Dipodomys ordii (Ord's kangaroo rat), 4374 nucleotides. RefSeq names its product bone morphogenetic protein receptor, type IA (gene Bmpr1a). Gene Ontology annotation, molecular function: SMAD binding; ATP binding; transforming growth factor beta receptor activity, type I. Gene Ontology annotation, cellular component: signaling receptor complex; plasma membrane. The coding region runs from base 301 to 1899 and encodes 532 amino acids. The record is from RefSeq and is a predicted model, not a curated record. The transcript has 13 exons. Lineage: Eukaryota; Metazoa; Chordata; Mammalia; Rodentia; Heteromyidae. Gene Ontology annotation, biological process: BMP signaling pathway; protein phosphorylation; cellular response to growth factor stimulus.
CCGCGCCCGCCCGUCCGGUGCCGAGGGCUGGAGGAUGAGUUCUCCGGGUUCCCGAUUUGUGAAAAUAUGCAUUCGUUUAAUACUGUCUUGGAAUUCAUGAGAUGGAAGCAUAGGUCAAAGCUGUUUGGAGAAAAUUGGAAACUCAGUUUUAUCUAGCCACAUCUCCAAGGAGUCCCAGGAAAGAAGGUGGUGAAGUCAUUGUCAAGUGAUCUCGGACUUGUACAAGGAAAUCGCUUUCAGCAAAAUCAUUUAAAUUAGUGAACUAGUGGACUAGUGUAUAGGAAACAUUAAAAUUGAACAAUGACUCAGCCAUAUAUUUAUAUCAGAUUAUUGGGAGCCUGUUUGUUCAUCGUUUCUCAUGUUCAAGGGCAGAACCUAGACAGUAUGCUCCAUGGCACUGGAAUGAAAUCAGACUCUGAUCAAAAGAAGUCAGAAAAUGGAGUGACCUUAGCACCAGAGGAUACCUUACCUUUUUUAAAGUGUUAUUGUUCAGGACAUUGCCCAGAUGAUGCUAUUAAUAACACAUGCAUAACUAAUGGGCAUUGCUUUGCCAUCAUAGAAGAAGAUGACCAGGGAGAAACAACAUUAGCUUCUGGGUGUAUGAAAUAUGAAGGAUCUGAUUUUCAAUGCAAGGAUUCACCAAAAGCCCAGCUACGCCGGACAAUAGAAUGUUGUCGGACCAAUUUAUGUAACCAAUAUUUGCAACCUACACUGCCUCCUGUUGUUAUAGGCCCAUUCUUUGAUGGCAGCGUCCGAUGGCUGGUCGUGCUCAUUUCUAUGGCUGUCUGCAUAAUUGCUAUGAUCAUCUUCUCCAGCUGCUUUUGUUACAAACAUUAUUGCAAGACCAUUUCAAGCAGACGUCGUUAUAAUCGUGAUUUGGAACAGGAUGAAGCAUUUAUACCAGUAGGAGAAUCAUUAAAAGACCUUAUUGACCAGUCACAAAGCUCUGGUAGUGGAUCGGGACUACCUUUAUUGGUUCAACGUACUAUUGCCAAACAAAUUCAGAUGGUUCGACAAGUUGGUAAAGGCCGAUAUGGAGAAGUGUGGAUGGGAAAAUGGCGUGGUGAAAAAGUGGCAGUCAAAGUAUUUUUUACCACUGAAGAAGCUAGCUGGUUUCGAGAAACAGAAAUCUAUCAAACAGUGCUCAUGCGCCAUGAAAAUAUACUUGGUUUUAUAGCAGCAGACAUUAAAGGCACAGGUUCCUGGACUCAACUUUAUUUGAUUACUGAUUACCAUGAAAAUGGAUCUCUCUACGACUUUCUGAAGUGUGCCACACUAGAUACCAGAGCCCUGCUCAAGUUGGCUUAUUCAGCUGCCUGCGGUCUGUGCCACCUCCAUACAGAAAUAUAUGGCACUCAAGGAAAGCCUGCAAUUGCUCAUCGAGACCUAAAGAGCAAAAACAUCCUUAUCAAGAAAAAUGGAAGUUGUUGCAUUGCUGACCUGGGCCUUGCUGUUAAAUUCAACAGUGAUACAAAUGAAGUUGAUGUACCCUUGAAUACCAGAGUUGGCACUAAACGCUACAUGGCUCCUGAAGUGCUAGAUGAAAGCCUAAAUAAAAACCAUUUCCAGCCCUACAUAAUGGCAGACAUCUAUAGCUUUGGCCUAAUCAUUUGGGAAAUGGCUCGUCGUUGUAUCACAGGAGGGAUAGUGGAAGAGUACCAGUUGCCAUACUACAACAUGGUGCCCAGUGACCCUUCCUAUGAAGACAUGCGUGAGGUUGUCUGUGUCAAACGUUUGCGGCCAAUUGUGUCUAACCGAUGGAACAGUGAUGAAUGUCUACGAGCAGUGUUGAAGCUAAUGUCAGAAUGCUGGGCCCACAAUCCAGCCUCCAGACUUACAGCACUGAGAAUCAAGAAGACACUUGCCAAGAUGGUUGAGUCCCAAGAUGUAAAGAUUUGACAGUGAAAUAGUCAUGAGGAGGAAUUCUAGACUGCCAGAUCCUCUGGCACCAAAGGAAUGGAGGAAUUAGCAUGGACCAAGGAUGGUCCUUGGUUCUCAGACUCCUCACUACACCUUCACAGGCUGCUAACAAACUUCUCAGUACUCUGUAGAAGACAAGCUGGGAACUUCUAAACACUUCAUUCUUUAUAUGUGGACAGCUUUAUUUUAAAUAUAGUUACUGAUGCCUUUUUUUUAAAUUGGGUUUUAUGAACUACAUCAAGACCGCAAUCCUGAUUAUAAGUCUCCAGUCAAACUUUGGGUACUGAAUUGCCUGUUCAUAGAAUGGUGCUUUCUGUGAAAGCCUUAGGAGAUAAAUGAAAAUGAGUUGAGCAGAGUGAAGAAAUACACACUUUUGCCUUCUGCCUAAGAAAAUGUAAUGUUUGUGUUCUAACUUUGUAAAAUAGCCUCUGGAUUAUCUCUCUAGGAUACAGCUUACUAAUGUUAGUCCGCCAUGCCUUCUUUCUAAUGGACUGCCUGCAAGUGCACGUCAGGACCCUCUGUUGCCAUUGGAAUUAGAAGAAAAUUAUUUAUGAAUGCACAGAAAGAUAUUGGUGGCCAAUGGUUUUGUGCUUUAAAAAAUGCAAUAUCUGACCAAGGUUCAUCAAUCUGUUAAAAGCCAUACCUCACCUUGAAAACGAGGUAGCUUCUCCACCAAGUUUAUUUUUAACAUACUUGUUGUUAUAAGGCCAAAAGAAGUCAGAAGUAUCCGUAAAUGUGGAUUGUUUUCUUUCUACCACCAUCUGUUUUUUAAAUUGUUAUUUUUACCAUGGAAAGCCUCCUAUCCAAAGUUGGAGCUUCCUAUGCCAUGAACCAUGCUUGUAAAGAAAAUACUUCUUACUGAAGUAAAUUACCAUAUUGGGUAGCAAUGUAAGUGCCUAUAUUUCUCCUGCAUUCUGUAUGCUCAGUAACUUUUAAAAGGGAAGUUAUUUAUAUUUUGUGUGUAAUGUGCUUUACUUGCAAAUAUCCUCUCCUUUACAACCAUAUUUUAUAUAUGUACAUAGAUUCAUAUGAAUAUUAAUAUAUUCAUAUGUACAUUCAUCCUAUAGAACCAGCUCAUAUGUACCUCACAUCCCAUCCUUAGGGGAAAAAAUUGUUUGAAAGUAGAACUACAUAAUGAGUUUUCAGAAUCCAUAUAUAUUCAAAGUAAUACAUCAAAUCUAGGACUUUUCUAAUUUUAGGCAAAAACUUUGUUAAGAUAAUACCAUCUCAGUUUUUCUUUAUGAAAGGAUUCUAUAAUUAUAAAUUUAUCAGAGCUGAUAUAAAUUUAUCAAUGACUGUUAAUGUGUUUUAGACAUCUAAAUCAUUUGAGAUCUUUGGGUUUAUGAUUUCUGGUUCUAACUUGUAAAGACUGUGAGGAGUCGAGCAGUAUCUGUAUCUACAACUAAUAGUUGUCUCUAUAGCUGUAUCUAGUCAGUAUCUGUACAACUGUAUAUAGCUAUUAUUCAAUCAAAUUAUACAUAUUUUACAGAAGACUUUUUAUCUCUUUAAGAACAGUUCUGAUUUACUUAACCAUAGUACACUCCUGUCAUGCUUUUUAAAUACUAUAGCUAUGCUGAGCACACAAGUCAUGAGAACUUCAAGUGAGACAGUUUCCUUUCAUAAAACAUGAAGUCAAUGUGACUGCAUCACCAUACAGCCAAAAAAGUUUAAAUUAAGUGGGAAGAAAUCAGAGCAUAUAUUCAUCUAGCACCAAAAACAUGACUGCCAAUUGAGGCUGAAACUUAGCUUACUCUCUACACAUCUUAUUUCACAAAUUUGAGUUCUUCAGCUGUUUUCCUAAGUUUUCAUUAACAUAAUAAUUAGAGUGUCAGGUAUUCAUAAAGAGCAGCAUAUUUGUCUAUUGGUAAUACUCAACUUGCUUUUUUCAGAAUAUGUUCCCCACCUGCUUCCUGAGAAAGACAGAUAAGUUCAUAAGAAUUGCUGUGAUUUGAGAACACUUAGAAAAUAUGGCAUACUGAGUCUAAGUUAACUUUGAUGUGUUUUUGACUUGUCAAAAUAUAAAUCUUUAAAAUUACUUGUCAUCAUCCAUAGGAAAGGCAAAAUUUUUUUAGAAAUAUUUUUAAUGGUGUGUUGAGGCAAAAAUGGACAGUUAUGUGAGGCUACUGUAAUGAUUUUAAAAUUAACUUGGUCUUAGUGCUGUCAAUAAUCUUAGAAACUUGAUUAGUAAAAACAUUUUACAGAAUAAUGUGUUCUUUAAAAGAAGCAGCUGCUACUUCAUCUGGAAUCCUAAAAUAUAAAGAAGGUAUCUAAAACUAUCCCCCCCCAAUCUUCUCUUAUGUUUGACAAUUCAUCCAGUAAGUCAAAUAUAGACAGAAUAUGUGACACCAGUAAGAGGAAGUAUCUAUCAUGUACUUCCUUAGUUCCUAAUCUUGGAAUCUAUGAUUUGGUCCCAUAUACAAUGUAGUGUUUUUAAAGUUUGUGGUGUCAAGCCAG